UACAUUCCAGGGCGCAUGCGUGGUGUGCGGAGCGGCGAGAUACGUGGAAGUGUAGAGCCAGACGGGAAAAAGGUGAGAAUAUGGCUUCUGAGAGUGUCCCUCCGAGCGCAUCUCUGCGAGAAGCCACUCAGCGAAAGUUGCGGAGGUUUUCAGAGCUGAGAGGCAAACCUGUGGCAGCUGGAGAAUUCUGGGACAUUGUUGCAAUAACUGCAGCUGAUGAAAAACAGGAGUUUGCUUAUAAGCAACAGCUGUCAGAGAAGUUGAAAAAAAAGGAGUUACCCCUUGGAGUUCAAUAUCAUGUCUUUGUUGAUCCUGCUGGAGCCAAAAUUGGAAAUGGAGGAUCAACAUUUUGUGUUCUUCAAUGUUUGGAAAAGCUAUACGGAGAUAAAUGGAAUUCUUUUACCAUCCUAUUAAUUCACUCUGGUGGCUACAGUCAACGCCUUCCAAAUGCAAGUGCUCUGGGGAAAAUUUUCACUGCUUUACCUUUUGGUAAACCUAUUUAUCAGAUGUUAGAAUUAAAACUAGCCAUGUACAUUGAUUUCCCCUCACAUAUGAAUCCUGGGAUUCUGGUUACCUGUGCAGAUGAUAUUGAACUGUACAGUAUUGGAGAAUCUGAGUAUAUCAGCUUUGACAAGCCUGGCUUUACUGCUUUAGCUCAUCCUUCUAGUUUGACUGUAGGUACCACGCAUGGAGUAUUUGUCUUAGAACCUUCUAAUUGUUUAGAAUACAAAGACCUUGAAUACAGGUGUUGCCAUCGUUUCCUUCAUAAGCCCAGCAUAGAAAAGAUGCAUCAGUUUGAUGCUGUGUAUAGACCUGGAAGUUUUUUACAGCGGGACUUUUCUGGAGGUGACACUCCCUCUCUUAAAUUAGAAUCUGAGUUUGUAUAUACAGACAGCCUAUUUUACAUGGAUCACAAAUCAGCAAAAAAGUUACUUGCUUUUUAUGAAAAAAUAGGCACACUGAACUGUGAAAUAGAUGCCUACGGAGAUUUUCUGCAGGCUUUGGGAUCUGGAGCAACUGCGGAGUAUACUACAAACACAUCAAAUGUCACUAAAGAAGAAUCAGAGUUGGUAGACAUGAGGCAGAGAAUAUUUCAUCUUCUUAAAGGAAUGUCACUAAAUGUUGUGGUUCUUAAUAACUCCAGAUUUUAUCACAUUGGAACAACUGAAGAAUAUUUGUUUCACUUUACUUCACAUAGCAGUUUGAAGUCAGAGCUUGGUUUACAGUCCAUAGCUUUUAGCAUCUCUCCAGCAAUACUAGAAUGCUCUGGUAACACAUCCUGUAUCAUUCAAAGUGUAUUGGAUUCAAGAUGUUCUGUGUCACCUGGCUCAGUUGUGGAGUAUUCCAGAUUGGGGCCUGAUGUUUCCGUUGGGGAAAACUGCAUUAUUAGUGGUUCUUACAUCAUGACAAGAACUAUCCUGCCUGCAUAUUCCUUUGUGUGUUCCUUAAGCUUGAAGAUGAAUGGGCACUUAAAGUAUUCAACUAUGGCAUUUGGAGUGCAAGACAACUUGAAAAAGAAUGUUAAAAAAUUGUCAGAUAUAAAGUCACUUCAAUUCUUUGGAGUCUGUUUCCUGUCCUGCUUAGAUAUUUGGAAUCUGAAAGUUACAGAGGAACUCUUCUCUGGAAACAAGACAUGUUUGAGUUUGUGGAGUGCUCGUAUCUUCCCAAUUUGCUCUUCUUUGAGUGAUUCAGUUACAAUAGCCAUAAAGAUGUUAAAUGCUGUACAAAACAAGUCAACUUUCAGCCUGAAAAACUAUAAGCUGUUGUCCAUUGAAGAAAUGCUUAUCUACAAAGAUGUAGAAGACAUGAUAACCUAUAGGGAGCAAAUUUUCCUAGAAAUUACUUUAAAUAGAAAACAGUCUGAUUUAGAGACAUCUUAAAUAUUGUAUACUUUGCCUUUCCUGAUUAAGCAAGAUUGCAAAUAUAAGGGUUCUCUGUAGAUGUUUGUCUUUGUUUCAUUGAAGUAUUUAAUGAAGAUUAUAUAAUGUAAUUGCUGCAAUAUAACAUCAAUAACAAAAAUACAGGUAAACCAUGUUUGAAGAAAGAAUAUUUCAAGGAUCUAAGUUCAGGAAAGGGAUUUGGGAAUGUUGAUUCUUUGAAUUAAGAUGGGUUUAUGGAUCAUUGUUUUGUACAUGUAAUACUGUAGUAAUUUUAAAGAUCCUUUUCUAAACAUACCUUUAGAAUUUUGUUUUUAUUUUCUUUUGGGCUUCAGUUCCAAUAAAGUUCUAAAUGUCAGUUUUCUCCUCAAAUAUAGUAAUUCUAUUCUGAACUAAUAAAAAUGGCAUACUGUAGAGUCCUCAGCACUGGAGGAAUGCUGUAGAAAUACAUUUUCAUGAACAAAUUUAUAGCUGACAUUGAGCUUAGAUUAAUGCUUAAAAUAUUGUAAUUGAUCAUUAGUGAACAGCUCUGAAAUUGGUGGUAAAAGUCUAUCUCAUGUAUUGGUCUUACAAAAAUGAAACAAAAAGGGUAUAUGUAUUAUUUUAUCCUUAUAAACUUGAACAUGUGUAUGUAUAUCUUAAAAAUUAUUCCCUAAAUUUCCAUGCAUAGGAAAGCAUACACACACAAAACAAUUAUCUGUGUGGAAAAGAUGGUAGGAAUAACUGGGAUUUACUGAUAAUAACAUGUUUAUUUUACUGAUAAUAACAUGACAUUACUUUCAUCCUCUAGUUAAUCCCUGUAACAAAACUGUUAAAUUACUAGAUGGACUGAUUUUACUUUCCGUUUCUUAUUUUCUGUCAUGCACUAGUGAUGAUGUUGAGAGGCAAUAAAUAGCCAAAAGGUAGACAGCAGAAAGGAGCAGGAAGACUAGAAACACAGAAAAUAUACAGAUGACAGCUUCAAGAAAAUAAAAAUUGGCUGGCAUCCCAAGUCUUGUAUUCCUCUUUUGGUAAAAGCACGUAUGUUAAAUGUCUUCGUAUCAAAGUCUGGUAUGUAUUAGAGAAAAAGAUUUGUGAGAGGUUUGUGUUUUAACAUGAGUAAAUUGUAAUAAGAACUGGUCGGUGCCACUUUAUAUUUCAAAUGUCAAAAUGAAAAUAAUUAUUUAAUAAACCAGAAGUGACUUGUCUGCAACCUUAUUAUAGUAUUUGCCUUUUUUUCCUUUCUUCAAGGUUCUUUCCAAGGACAAAAUUAAUUUAUAUGGUAGCUCUUGUUUAGCAUUUAUUGAUUGACUUUCACAGUUUGCAGAGGAUAUUAUGUAUUUAUCAUGUAUUAAUUGUUCAGUACUGUAUUUCACAGUAUAAUCUAAAUCUAUAUAAUCUUUGUAUUUCACUGUACAACUUACAGUGUCAUCAGUUAUUAAGAAUCACCAUUUUAUGUUCCACUAAAAGAAAACACUACCAGUAAAA
This is a messenger RNA of Phyllostomus discolor (pale spear-nosed bat), 3344 nucleotides long. RefSeq names its product fucose-1-phosphate guanylyltransferase (gene FPGT). The transcript is spliced from 4 exons. Gene Ontology annotation, molecular function: transferase activity, transferring phosphorus-containing groups. NCBI's taxonomy places the organism in Eukaryota, Metazoa, Chordata, Mammalia, Chiroptera, Phyllostomidae. The coding region runs from base 81 to 1880 and encodes 599 amino acids. The record is from RefSeq and is a predicted model, not a curated record.